This is a messenger RNA of Notechis scutatus (mainland tiger snake), 1737 nucleotides long. RefSeq names its product enoyl-CoA hydratase, short chain 1 (gene ECHS1). Gene Ontology annotation, biological process: fatty acid beta-oxidation. Gene Ontology annotation, cellular component: mitochondrion. The record is from RefSeq and is a predicted model, not a curated record. Lineage: Eukaryota; Metazoa; Chordata; Lepidosauria; Squamata; Elapidae. Gene Ontology annotation, molecular function: catalytic activity.
GACUGGAAUCCCUGCGUCCUGCUGCCUUAGCCAGCAUGGCCACCACGCUGCUCCUUCGCCGCCUGUCUUCGGCUGUGGCCGCUCGGCCUCCCCGACGCUAUCUGGGCGCGGCGGCAACGGCGCAUUUCCAGCACCUGCUGGUGGAGAAGAAGGGGGCCGGGCAGAGGGUGGCGGUGAUCCAGCUGAACCGGCCGAAGGUCCUGAACGCGCUUUGCGACGGUCUGAUGAAAGAGCUGGGCGAAGCGCUGGACGCGCUGGAGCAGGACCCGGGCGUGGGUGCCAUCGUGCUGACGGGCAGCGAGAAAGCCUUCGCCGCUGGCGCCGACAUCAAGGAGAUGCAGCACCGGACUUUCCAGGAGUGCUACGGCGGCAACUUCCUCGCCCACUGGAACCGCUUGGCCAGCGUCCGAAAGCCGGUCAUCGCCGCCGUCAAUGGCUAUGCGCUGGGCGGCGGCUGCGAGCUGGCCAUGAUGUGUGACAUCAUCUACGCGGGCGAGAAGGCGCAGUUCGGGCAGCCGGAGAUCCUGCUGGGUACCAUCCCCGGCGCCGGCGGGACGCAGAGGCUGACCCGAGCGGUGGGCAAGUCUCUGGCCAUGGAGAUGGUCCUGACCGGGGAACGGAUCUCGGCCCAGGAAGCCAAGCUGGCCGGCCUCGUCAGUAAAGUCUGCCCGGUGGAAACACUGCUGGACGAAGCCAUCGGCUGCGGGGAGAAGAUCGCCCGCCACUCCAAGCUGGUGGUCGCCAUGGCCAAAGAAGCGGUCAACGCCGCCUUCGAGCUCACCUUAGCCGAGGGCAACCGCCUGGAAAAGAGGCUCUUCCACGCCACUUUUGCCACGGAGGACCGGAAAGAGGGGAUGAAUGCCUUUGUGGAGAAGAGAGAAGCCAAGUUUAAAGACCAGUAAUUCCUCCCACGCGGUAGUGGCCACAGUGACGGUGGUGGGCUAGGAAUGCAAUUACAUUUAGAGAAGACAAUACAGAAGACGCUUUGCCAAAAGAGGCCUUGAUUUGCAAUCCCUGGACCCUAACAUGGCAGCUACCUCCUUGUCAGAAAGUGGUCCCAGCUCUAAUUAUUGGCACCACUGUGUGCAAAAAUCAAUUUAUUUGGAAAGUUGGUAAUUAAAAAUAAAAGUAUCCCAAUUUCCCUUAAAAGUGAUCUUUGCCAAAUGCUUAGGAUUGCAUAAAAAUGGAAGCUUUUGUGUCCACAGUAAAUGGACAAAAGUUCAAGGUGAAAGGAAUAGUUAUUACAGCAUUAGAAGAUGGAUUGAUCUAUCCAGAAUCUUAUAAAUUCUUUUAUCUUAGUAAUAAAUCUGAGCUUUAGCUACCACUGCUAUGGAGUGAGGUACAUCUGGUGUGAUUGCAUGUGGUUAAAAAGUUCCUAAGCUCAAGAAUAUACUGAUGCAUCAAAUACUGGUCAAUGGAAACACUUCAUAAGCUAGAGUUAAUAACAAACCAGUAAGUGAGAAACUGCUGUGUCAUUGCAACUGAAACUUGGUGAAAGCAUUCCAUCCUGGAUAGUGCUGUUCGCUUAGGUGGAUUUUUAACAUUUUGGCUUAUUUUCUUUUGAGAGCAAGCAUCAGAAUUUUAUUUUUAAUGUGUGACAGUGUGUUCACAGGAAAAAAAAUGACAGUAAAAGUUAUCUUAUAAGCUAAUGAAAAAUGCAGAAAAAAAUAUUUUCACGUAUUCCACUGAUUUCUUAAUUGUAAUAAAAACUUAAUAAAAUGACAUUAUUUAAAAAUG